AUGGAAACUCAAACCACCAAUUUCAACAGUUUCCUCGCAAACCCAUCUAAGAACCUUCAGUUUCCGAGAGAUAAGAGUCAAUGCUGUCCUCAUUCCUUCUUUGGUUCUACAAAAAAACUCCUUUUACGAACCCAACUCAUCUGGCUUUUCCAGCUUCUGAUCUGCACAGCCCAAUGGGAUGGAGUAAUGGUCACCCAAUCCGACUAUCAGUCCCUCCAAGCCUUCAAGCGUGAACUGAUAGACACUGAAGGAUUCCUCAAAAGCUGGAACGACUCCGGCGAGGGCGCCUGCUCCGGCGGAUGGAUUGGGGUCAAGUGUGCCCAAGGCCAAGUCAUAGUGAUCCAGCUUCCAUGGAAGGGUCUUGGAGGUAAAAUCAGUGAAAGCAUUGGGCAGUUUCAAGCUCUCCGAAAACUUAGCCUCCAUGACAAUCUCCUCCAAGGCCCAAUCCCUCUAUCUCUGGGCUUCCUCCGAAAUCUCAGAGGAAUUCAGCUUUUUAACAACAAACUUUCUGGCUCGAUCCCUCAUUCACUUGGGUCGUGUCCUCUUCUUCAGACGCUGGACUUUAGUAACAACUCGCUCACCGGAGAAAUCCCGGGUGGGAUUUUUGGUUCUGCCAAUCUUUCUGGGCUCAAUCUUAGCUUUAAUUCACUUUUUGGCUCAAUUCCGAGUGAAAUAGGGAGGCUUUAUAAACUCACAACUCUCGAUCUUUCUAAUGCUGGUAUUAAUGGAAGUUUACCUGUUAGUCUCUCAAAUUUAAGCUCACUUUCAGUUCUUAACUUGCAAGGAAACAGACUCUCCGGCCAAAUUCCGGCGACUUUUGGAAGAAUUUCAUCACUUACCGAACUUGAUUUGGCCUAUAACAAUCUUAGUGGAGAAAUACCCAGUUCUUUAGGUGAUUUACCAAAACUAGCUUACUUCAAUGCAUCAUAUAAUAAUUUUUCAGGUUCUGUUCCUACCCACCUCUACCAAAAGUUCAAUUCAAGCUCUUUUGUGGGAAAUCUCCACUUAUGUGGGUAUACUGCUUCAACCCCUUGUCCGCCUCCAGCAUCUCCUGCUCAUAUCCCCGGACGCUCUGCUGAAACAAAUCGAACUCAUCACCGGAGGCAUGAUUCCAGAAACAUUAUUUUCAUAGGUUUUGGGAUUUUCAUUGUUGUCGUCCUUUGUUUCCUUGUACUUUGUUACCUGACGAGGAAAACAGCCGUGUCCAAGGUUAAGGACAGCCAGCCUGGCGGAAAGGCCGGUCGGGCAAGGCCUGAAAAGGGUGGAGAAGGUGGUGGAGAGACAGGAGGAAAGCUCGUCCGGUUUGAAGGACCAGUGGCUUUAACUGAAGAGGGGCUUUUCUCAGCAAUGGCAGAAGCUUUGGGGAAAAGCACUUAUGGGACAGCUUACAAGGCCACAAUGGAGGACGGGAAGCAACUUGCGGUGAAGAGGUUGAGAGCAAAGCUUACUAAAAGCCGGAAGGAAUUGGAAGCUGAGGUCAAACUUCUCGGCAAGAUCAGACAUCCCAAUCUCUUAGCUCUUAGGGCUUAUUACUUUGGUCCAAGGGGAGAUAAGCUUCUUGUGGUGAAGAUAGUGCGGGGCACUGCACAAGGCUUGCUCUAUCUUCAUGCCCAUGUGAAGAUAGUUCACGGGAACCUCACAUCAAGCAAUGUCCUCCUCGAUGAACAGAUGAAUCCCAAAGUUUCGGAUUAUGCCCUUUCGAGGCUCAUGGUGGGGGAAGCGAAUGCUAAUGCAAUCUUGGCCGCAGAAGCCCUUGGGUACUGGGCACCUGAGCUCUCCAGGCUCGAGAACGCAAACAUGAAGACUGAUGUGUACAGUCUCGGUGUGAUUGUUCUAGAACUUGUGACAGGGAAGUCCCCCACUGAGGCGAGGAACAAUGGGAUGGAUCUGCCUCGGUGGGUUGCCUCUGCAAUGGAGGAGAGGAAGGUAAACGAAGUGUUUGAUCCGAAACUGAGGAAGCAUACUUCUGUCGUUCAAAAUGAGUUGAUUGAGACUCUGAAACUGGCUUUGCAUUGUGUCAAUCUCUUACCAUCUGCAAGGCCGGAAGUAGAGCAGGUCCUCCAGCGAGUAGAAGAGAUUAGACCCGAAAAUGGGGCCACAAAGGUCUGGCAAUAA
Molecule: messenger RNA, 2115 nt
Organism: Thlaspi arvense
Lineage: Eukaryota; Viridiplantae; Streptophyta; Magnoliopsida; Brassicales; Brassicaceae
Source: the annotation of a GenBank genome assembly